AUGGAUGCAUUGACGCCUGACAUUAGGAUAUCAAAGUCUAGUCGGAGUUUUUCUCCUUCACAAAAUCCAAUGCCUAAGAUGGCUAAUAAACCAUGGAAUGCUGCUACUUUUUCUGCUGAUGAAAUUGCCAUGAGCCGAUGUAAAUCACCUGUGGGGUCAUCAGGAAGUAUUCGAGUGGUUCGUCAUGAACGAGGAGGAUCCGCAGACACAGGACUUAUUAGACCUGAUAAUUUAUCAAGUUAUGCAUCCAGUGAAGAACCUAACCCAUCUGGAAACAAUGAAGAUGAUGGUGAUUUAUUUUAUUCAUAUGGUGGAUACAAUGGUGCUGAACUUGCUGAUGAUUCCGAUGGUACAAAAACCAGAGCAGCAAUGGACCAUGUCCGAUCUAAAAUUGUGCGCACCAAAGAUUUGAUACGAAGUGAACAAACAGCAAGAGAUGAUAAUGUCAAUGAGUAUUUAAAAUUGGCAUCAAAUGCAGAUAAACAACAACUGGCUCGUAUUAAGUCGAUAUUUGAAAAAAAAAAUCAAAAAUCUGCUGUUGGUAUAUCACAAUUACAAAAAAAACUUGAAGGUUAUAAUAAACGAUUAAAAGAUUUAGAAACACAUGGGCUCACAACGUCACAUCAUUUGAAACAACCAAAAGAGAUGUUAAGAGAUGUUGGCCAUGGUCUAAGGCAUGUUGGCGGUAAUAUAAGAGAUGGAAUUUCUGGUUUAUCUGGAUCGGUGAUGUCAAAACCACGAGAAUUUGCUCAUCUAAUUCGAAAUAAGUUUGGUAGUGCUGACAAUAUCAAUUCAAUAUCAAGAUCAAGUGAAGCUGAUCUAACUGAAGAUAAUAGUGAUAAACAGAGUGGACGUAACCAUCACGGCAGUGCUACUUUGCCAGGAGGUGUUGGACUUCAUGCAUCAACUGCCGGUGCUGCCGCAUCACGUAGUGAAGACGGUGCUUCAGAAUGCAGUUCUGUGACUAGUGAAUCAAUUCCACCACGAACAGGUCCUGGGGCACCUCCACCUCCUGCAUCUGCAACUACUUCCUUGGAACCAGUUUGGGCCGAAUUAGAUCAUUUACGCUCAAAAAUGGAACACAUUAAACAGUUAGUAUCCAAAGAUAUUGCAUCUUUAAACCAUUCCCUUCAGGAAGAACGCUUUCGUACUGAGCGGCUCGAAGAGCAAAUAAAUGAUCUCACUGAGCUACAUCAGAACGAAGUGGAAAAUCUUAAACAAACCAUCACAGAUAUGGAAGAAAAAGUGCAGUACCAGAGUGAAGAGAGACUUCGUGAUAUUCAUGAAAUGCUUGAAGCGUGUCAAACAAAAAUGUCUAAAAUGGAACAUCAACAGGCACAGCACCAACAGUAUGUCACAUUAGAAGGAUUAGACAAUUCUAAUGCUCGUGCGUUAGUGGUAAAAUUAAUAAAUGUGUUACUCACUGUGCUCCAGGUAGUGUUACUUUUAGUUGCCACUUUUGCUGGCAUUCUGAUGCCAUUUUUAAGAACUCGGUUAAGAAUAAUUACCACAACUGCUGUAGUUGCUGGGUUAUUCAUUGCAGUAAAACAAUGGCCCGACAGUGUCAGCCUGAGUGAUUACCUCAUAAAACAUGGCAAGCAAGCCCUGUUAUCCGUUAAAUAG
Messenger RNA from Macrosiphum euphorbiae (potato aphid), 1623 nucleotides. The record is from the annotation of a GenBank genome assembly. NCBI's taxonomy places the organism in Eukaryota, Metazoa, Arthropoda, Insecta, Hemiptera, Aphididae.